AUGUCCCGGGGUGCGCUCUACGGGCUUGCGGGCAUGCCCACCAAGCCGCCAAAGGCCUCAUCUCGUGCACUGCAAUGGAACGAAGACGGUCAACUGGUUGUCCUUGGCGAGGCGAUGAUCUAUAUCCUUACGCCAGAUAAUGGGCUCAAGAAGAGCUACUUUGAAACAUCUACAUCACUUAUCGAGAACGAUAGCUCAGCGAUCAAAUGGGCAACGACGAGCAUUCCACUCGUGUCUGCAAAUUGUCAUUGGCCCGAGGAAAGCACAGCUUGGUCCACCGUCUGUCUUGGAACGCUCGACUCUGCUUGGGUCGCCGUUACUUGCUCUCCUACGAGCCACAGCGCAUCUGGCAGUUGCCUACUUGCAACUCUCACCAGCAAUGCAGAAGUUCAUCUGUGGACCCCUCCAGAGAAUCCGUCCAUCGGGGAAUGGUCUCAUGUUCAGAAUGUUACUGGCGACCUGAGGCUACACAUCAAGGAACGUGUGGACAUGAAUGCCAGUCAGAAAGUCAUACAUGCUCAAACCAAGUGUCUUGCAUGGUCCCUGAAACCCUCUCCAACUUCGGUUUCACUUCUCGCCUUGGGGACUUGUGGCGGACAAGUUGUCUUCUGGAGGCUCAAGAACCAAAAACUUGUAAUCGUGGAGCUUGUGGAUGUAUCGGACAGUUGGAUCACUGACUUGGCGUGGUCAAAUUGGAGCGAAUCACCCACCAAUGUGACCGCUACUCUUGCCUGUGGACUUCCUCAGGGCAGAAUUAUUCUACUAAACGUACACCAAACAUGGGAGAAUGAUGAUUGGUCGCUCAAAGUGUCUGCGUCACCCUCCAUACCGUAUGAAGACGACGGGAGAGGGAUUACUGCACUCGAAUGGAUUGAAGAGAGGAACAAUGACUCAAAUUCAGCCCCUCGAAAUCCUCAACUCGGCCAAGAACAAUCAAUACUGGUGCAUUGCAAGCCAGGCUCGGUCCAUUUAUGGAGAUCAAGUGGCUCGUCUUGGCACGGCUUGCAGAAUCUGGAACUUUCAUCCGUCGAGACGUCAAGAGGAUCGACCCAGUUUUCCCCCGCUGCAGGUGUUAUAUAUCUUGCCCACGAGGAUGCGCUCAUCAUUCCUCUCUGUGAUGGAAACUUUCAUGUCCUGCGUGACAUAUCAUCUACACCGAGAAUUUCAGACGACUCCGACACACCGUGCAAUUCGAUAGCGAUGUCCAAAGUCGCCCGAGCUGCGUUCAUAUUGGCACAGUCCAAAGACAUGGUUAGACCAAGAGAUGGGUCAGAGGUUCCCAGGAUCUAUCGCGAUCAUGUAGCGAAAACGACGGGAGCGGCUGCAUUUGAUUCUGGGGGAACCUUUGUUUGGCUACAUCAAAAGGUACUUCCAGAAGCACUGACGUUCACCCCGGACGCUGCAAUUCGCUGUCUCUUGGUCGUAGCACCAUUGAUAUCCCCAGAAGCAUAUGAUUCUCGCGGUUUGAAUGAAAUUCGCGUUUCAUUGACUGAAGCACCACGAUUCAUUUCGGAGUCACCUAUCAACAGACUACGGGGAGCAUACACUCAACUUCAUCGCAGGGAUUUUAUUGAGCGUCGAGAGAAUGAUCUCUUUCUACUACUACAAAUCUCGACAAUAAAACAAAUAGAAACCCCCAACAUUGCAGAGCCAAUGGAAACCGAGCUCACAGACGAAUGGAAGACGGAAAUACAGCAUAUAUUGUCGACUGCACUCUACGGGGGAUCAGAUCUCUUCCGAGAGAGACUCAAAUUAAAUAUAGCACUUCUUUGCCUCUCUCUUCGUCCUGCCACAUCAGAGUUUCGAAAGCUAGUGUCAGCUCUUGAAUAUAAUAUCCAAGGGGCACGCACAGCGACUCUACUCGAGGUGCUUUCAAAGCUACCCGAGUUCGUGCUCAAGGAUUCGGACAUUGCGCGACGUCUGCUUUUGCAAGCACAAAAGCUUCACCUUCACGGCUACGAAGCAUUUAUGAGACUCAGUUCUAGGAUCGCAAGCGACCCAAUCAAGGAUGAGAUCUGUCCUGCGUGUCAAGCAUCUAUACCAUUCGACGAAAUCUCUCAGGCAUUUUGUGGCAAUGGUCAUUAUUGGGGUCAGUUGAAGAGAAAGUUACCUUAA
Messenger RNA from Serendipita indica DSM 11827, 2115 nucleotides. The record is from the annotation of a GenBank genome assembly. Lineage: Eukaryota; Fungi; Basidiomycota; Agaricomycetes; Sebacinales; Serendipitaceae.